ACGACGUCCCCUACAUCUGGACAUCUGGUCGUCUCUGCGACUUCAAGGGCUGCGAGGAGCGACGGGACCUUGAGCCCAAGAGCAUCUUCGGCUGGUUCUGGUCCGGCACCCGCGGGAAGAUGGCCCCGACCAACCAGGUGCCUCCCGGCUGGGGCUACAACCCCUGGUCACAGACCGGCCACAAGAAGGUGCGCCAGCCUGACAACGCCGAGUUCGACAUCAACGGCACCAACGAGUCCUGCCUGAGCGUGCUCAACAACGUGUACAACGACGGCAUCGGCUGGCACGACGUGGCCUGCUACCACGAGAAGCCCUUCGUCUGCGAGGACAGCGACGAGCUGCUGCAGUACGUGGGAGCCACGAACCCGGGCCUCAGGCUGUAGGCCUCGCCGGGUCCCGUGCCCGCACAGCCCACCAAGCAAGCAGAGUUACCAAAAGCCCUCCUGACCCUCCAGGAGGCAGCACUUCUUGUUCGACCGAGUGAAAAGUGUUGACGAGAGACAGUUGAGGGACAGCCAGUGGAAGCGUGAGUCAGCAUGGUCGCUUACGUAUUUUCGCUUCAUCUAGCGACGCAGGCGGGGUGCAACUCGUUGAUUCCCCAGACCGAUGCCAGCGGGCAUGCCACCACUCAGAGGUGAUACAAAUCAAGGGUGCAUUGAUCCAGUUACAGAGCAGUUCCAGAGUCACUAAAUGUAAAUCUGAAGAGAUGUUUUACAAAAAAGGAAUGCCUGUAUAGCCAUGCAGACUUUUUCAAGUCCAAGCAUCCCACCGUUUUCUUUUUGUUUGUUCAUUGAAAGUCUAAUAUUAAAAAUAUGGCUAACACAACGAUUCAAACGCAACAUGCCCAUAGAAUAAACCGAGAAAAACAAACAUGUAUGGCAGUAUCCUUUGAAUACUAGGUACAGAAACAUGAAAAACAAAAAGUAAAUUGCACCUACUUUAUGUCUUUUACAAUUAAAUUGAAAACUAAAGCCACUGCAAACUUA
This is a messenger RNA of Frankliniella occidentalis (western flower thrips), 986 nucleotides long. RefSeq lists its product as uncharacterized. NCBI's taxonomy places the organism in Eukaryota, Metazoa, Arthropoda, Insecta, Thysanoptera, Thripidae. The record is from RefSeq and is a predicted model, not a curated record.